AUGCGCAAAUUUAGGCGCAAAAGCAGAGGCGGGGCUGCUGCAGACAAUGAGUGCUUUAGCCGAGAAAGAGGUCCUGAAGCGAUCGCGGGCUCCCAGUCUCGCCUCUGUGCAGAGCCUCAACUGCUGGGGAUGUGGAUUCACGGACGUUUCUGUGUUGGCAGCAGCCGAGAAUCUGGAAGUACUGAACCUCAGUUGCAACCAAUUGACAUCCCUCCAAGUAUUGUCCCACUGUUCAAACCUGCGAGAGCUGUUCCUUCGCAAGAACCAGGUGACAGACUUAGCUCAACUCCAGCCUCUCCAGCAACUGAAGAACCUGACAGUGCUGUGGUUGAGUGGGAACCCAGUUGAACAGGAGACUGACUACAGAGCUACAGUCAUCCAGAUGUUUCCCCAGCUAGUGUCUCUGGAUGAUUCCAUAGUGACAGAGGAGGAAAGAAGAGAGGCCAAGAACUCAGCCACACAAAACCAGAAGACGGGUGGGGCGGGGGAGGAGAGGAAGGGAAAUGUCCUGAGAGCUGUGCUGUACUUACUGCCAGAGUUGACCCAGCACGAGUUAAGAGCAGUGUGUGAGGCUGCCGGGAAGAUGAUGACUGAACAAUAGGAAGGCACCACACACACUGGCUAUCGACUUCUUAUAUAUACUGAGCCAACAGCCAUUAAAAUGGCCUGUGUGAUUAUGCACGCUGCACCAACUUAAUAUUUAGCCUAGGAUACCCAUUCACAAAAUCUGGCAGUCCAGUAAAAUGAACUACUAAAACAUGGCUUACUCUUACUGUUACUUGCAGAUGUCACGAUUAAUUCCGAUAAACUUCUUUCUUUCAUUAUAUCACACACACACACGUGAUGAUGAUCAAUAAAGUGAUGUGCACGCAUUCAAAUAAACUGGUGAAGUAGACUAACUUUUGUAGUUUAGUGAAUCAGAGAGAGAGAGAGAGAAUAUAACAACAGUGGGUGAAGUGAUAAGAAUGCCUGCAGAAUAUGACAUAAGGUGAAAGAGAGAGAGAGAGAGAGAUGGAGGGAGAAAGAGAGAUGAGGAAGAGAGAGAAAACCUGAUAGAAAUCUGUGAAUGAGUGAGUGAGCGAGCGGUAAUAAAAUCUGACUACCUAAACUGUACUUUACAUACAUAAUACAUUAUGAUUAUGAUGAUUAUGACAGAGAAAACGCGACGAGACAAGAGGUGACAGGGUAGACAGGGUCCGUCCAUUACUGGCUGGCUAUCUGGAGCUGAGGACGUUUGUCUUUUUCCUGGGUCUGAACAUCGUGUAGUUCUCCACCUCCACUGACUGAGGGUCCACCUGGUAGGCCAGCGCUGCCAUCAACUUGUCCAUGUCAAAUAUCCCAGAGGGCACAAGGACCUUCAUGAUAUCCUGAGGAUCAAUGAGGUGAAGUUUGAUGUGCUUAAGCAGCGGAGUCACCAGCGACUUGAAAUCCGGUCCGGACGGCUUCGAGUGGAGCUCUCCCCACGCAAACGCCGCAUUCACUUUCAUGAUCUCGGGCAGGUCUGCGGAGCUCUCUCUCUUCAGCACCAGGUGUACCAUGUUCUCCGAGAGCUGGAGGAACUGCUGCGACAGUAGAAUCUCGGCUGCGUUGGUGUCGAUAAACUCGAGGCACUGGACGACAAUUCUCUUGGCAGCUGCGAACGAGAGGUACUGCUCGAGCUGCGUCAGGAUGAGGCAGAUGGACGCCACAGAGAGACAGCUGGGGAGGUUGUCCAGACAGGCCUGUUUGAGCUCUUCCACUUCGAACCGCUCGGCAACGCAGGCGAUGCCGACC
Messenger RNA from Geodia barretti, 1773 nucleotides. The record is from the annotation of a GenBank genome assembly. Lineage: Eukaryota; Metazoa; Porifera; Demospongiae; Tetractinellida; Geodiidae.